CACACAUACCUCACAAUCACGCCUUCUUCCUUUUUUCACAACUCAAACACUAUCGUCGUCAUCUCCAAUAAUGGAACCAACAAAAGCCCUAAUGGCUUCCUUCCUCCUUCUGUUUUUCUUCUUCAAUAUCCAUCCUUCUGCUCAGAAUCCGCCGCCUUCCACCGUCUCCGGCCACCGCCAUCACCAAGCAUUGCGCAGACUCCAAGCUCUCAAAGCUUCUCACGUCAGAUUCAGCGCCUCCGGUGCUUCAUCACCGUCUCCUUCUCCGUCACCUUCACGGCCACCACCGUCGGGUUCGAGCGGUUCACGGGUAUACCUUGCGACGUCGUACGGGGCGGAUCCGACGGGGAAGUUGGAUAGUACAGAAGCUCUUCUUGCGGCGAUAGCGGAUGCGGCUAAUGGUCACGGUGAAGGGUUCUUGAUGGACGGCAUUUCUAAUCUUGGAGGAGCACAGCUUGAUCUUCAGGGCGGCAAUUACUUGAUCAGCCGGCCACUCCGGCUGCCAGUCGCUGGCGUCGGAAACUUCAUGAUUCACGGUGGGACGAUACGAGCCUCAGAUAGCUUUCCAUCAGGUGGGUACCUCAUUGAUUUAUCAACCAACAUAAAUGACAAGACUGCCCCUCCUUCAUCCUACAAUUACGAGUUCCUCACCUUCAAGGACCUCCUCUUGGAUUCAAACUUCCAUGGCGGAGGCAUCUUCGUCAUCAACUCUCUCAGAAUCGGUAUCGACAACUGCUACGUCACUCAUUUCACCACCAACGGAAUCCUCGUCCAGGGCGGCCACGAAACUUACAUCAGAAACUCCUUCAUCGGACAGCACAUCACAGCCGGCGGCGACAAAGGGGAGAGGAACUUCACCGGCAUCGGAAUCAACCUCCAGGGGAACGACAACUCCGUCACCGACGUCGUCAUCUUCUCCGCCGCCAUAGGAAUCAUGAUCUUUGGCCAGGCCAACAUAAUCUCCGGCGUACAUUGCUAUAACAAAGCCACCGGCUUCGGAGGCACCGGGAUUUAUCUGAAACUCGCCGGGUUGACGCAAACUAGGGUUUUGAACUCCUACAUGGAUUACACCAGUAUUGUUGCAGAAGACCCAGUUCAGCUUCAUAUUUCUGGUACUUUCUUCCUCGGAGAUGCCAACGUUGUGCUCAAAUCAAUCAACGGAGUUGUCAGUGGAGUGAAUAUCGUUGACAACAUGUUUUCUGGGUCUGACCACGGGGUUGAGAUUGUUCAUCUGGAUCAAUCGGGUGGUAAAAAUUUUAAGCAAGUCGAUCAGGUUGUGGUGGACAGCAACGUUGUGGAGGGGAUGAAGUUGAAGAGUACUGUGGCAAAGAAGGCUGUGCAAGGGAAUGGGACUUCAUUAAUGGCGGAUUUCAAUGAUGUUUUGCUUUUUCCGAACCUUAUCAAACAUGUCCAGUAUUCUUUGAGCUUCGACGGCGACACUUUUCCGAGCCAUGUUCUGAGGAACGUGUCUGAUAAUCGUGUCGUGAUUCAAACAAGUGAAGCAGUGCCUGCUAGUUUAUAUGUCGCAGUGGAUCAAGGUAUAUAAUUAUUGAAGUUCGAAGAUGAUGAUGAGGGAACUGUGCAUAUAUAUCCAGAGUCCUUUAUUAAUUGCCUUUUUUUUUUUUGAAUGAAUUAAUUUAAUCAUCUUAAUUGGCUAGUAAAAUUCAGCCAAGACUGAAUCAAUUUGGAAAUGUAAGCAACAGCUCUUGUACUUCUUCAAAUUUCUACACGUACUCAGUCCAUUACUCGUAACAUAAGG
This is a messenger RNA of Prosopis cineraria, 1759 nucleotides long. RefSeq names its product polygalacturonase QRT3. The record is from RefSeq and is a predicted model, not a curated record. Bases 71 to 1546 code for a protein of 491 amino acids. The transcript has 3 exons. Gene Ontology annotation, molecular function: polygalacturonase activity. Lineage: Eukaryota; Viridiplantae; Streptophyta; Magnoliopsida; Fabales; Fabaceae.